This is a messenger RNA of Cordyceps militaris CM01, 276 nucleotides long. RefSeq lists its product as uncharacterized. Bases 1 to 276 code for a protein of 91 amino acids. Lineage: Eukaryota; Fungi; Ascomycota; Sordariomycetes; Hypocreales; Cordycipitaceae. The record is from RefSeq and is a predicted model, not a curated record. The transcript has 3 exons.
AUGGCUGAUCUUCACUUCAUCAUGAUUCCGACCUUGAAAGCUACCGUGCUGCUCCUCGUCGCCGUCACCGGCGCCGCCGCCCUUACCUCCGACGACUGGCCGUGCACGCCCGGCGACUUCGGCUGUACUGAUGAUAAGUACGAAAUCCUGACCUGUGACAGCCAGGGAGAUUGGGCGGUGAGCGCCGUGUGCGGCGUGCGUUGCUGCCGGGAGGACAGAGACCGUCACACGGCGCAUUGCCCGGCGCCGCCGGGUCGCAACGGGAUUUAUUUGUAA